Carya illinoinensis is the source of this 827-nucleotide messenger RNA. Its product is annotated as ankyrin repeat-containing protein At5g02620-like. The transcript is spliced from 2 exons. Gene Ontology annotation, cellular component: plasma membrane. NCBI's taxonomy places the organism in Eukaryota, Viridiplantae, Streptophyta, Magnoliopsida, Fagales, Juglandaceae. Gene Ontology annotation, molecular function: protein phosphatase 1 binding; protein phosphatase regulator activity. The record is from RefSeq and is a predicted model, not a curated record. Bases 56 to 778 code for a protein of 240 amino acids.
GGCCUUACAUGAGGCUGUACGUCACAAUCACAUUGAAGUGGUAAAACAGUUACUAAUGGAGGUAGAUCCAGAAUUUUCGUUUGGUGCUAAUGUUGCUGGUGAGACCCCACUUUACUUGGCUGCCGAGAGAUGCUUUCCAGAUUUGGUGUCAGAAAUUUUAAACAAAUUGAAGUCACCAGCUUAUGAUGGCCCCUUGGGUAGAACGGCUUUGCAUGCUGCAGCAUUUUGGAAUAAUGAAGGAAUGACCAAAAACAUUUUGGAAAGAUACGGACGCGAUCUAUGUAAACAAGCAGACCAAAAUGGUUGGACUCCGCUUCACAUGGCUGCAUACAUGGACAACAUUGAGCCAACAAAACUAUUGCUGCAAUAUGAUAGAGAGUUAGCAUAUAUGAAAGACGCAGAGGGUAGGACAGCUCUUCACAUUGCAGCCCAUUGCAACUGGAGCAGUGUAACAAAAGAGAUUAUAUCAAUGUGUCCGGAUUGUUGCGAAGUGGUUGACAAUGAAGGCCGCAAUGCACUCCAUCUCGCCGUACACAACUGGCCAAGUGCAGCGCUAAUCAUCCAAAAUAAUUCGUCUCUCCGGAAUCUUUUGAAUCAGAAGGACAACGACGGGAAUACACCUUUCCAUCACUAUUGCAAUUCCAGUUUUGUUGAUGACCAGCGUCCUGUCCUGAAUUCUCCAAGAGUUGACCAAAUGGUCUUCAACAAAAAGAACCAGACUGCUAAUCAGAUCUUAAAAAGUAGAAACUUACCGCUCGAAGAUUUUAUGGUAACGUAAUCUUUUAUCUUUCUUCAAAAAAUAAAAUUAUAUACUUAAUAUUUGAAUA